AUGAUCCAUCGAUAUAAGAAGCGCGGAACGGGCCGCCCAGACGAAAACAAGAAGCGCCUGAUAGAAAACGACAGGAUCCGCGACAGGAAUAUCAUGGUUGUAGACGAGGACAACAAGCUGGCUGGUCCAUACGCCACUUCAAAAGUCCUGCUAUCCCUGGACCUCGAGAAGGAAACGUUGCGACUGGUUUCCCCGGCCCCCUCGGACCCGGGCCCAGACCAACCAGCCUACGCCGUUUGCAAGAUCAUAAACAUUCAGGAGGAGAGAGCCCGGGUGCGCAAAUUGGAGCAGGCGAAGAAACUUCAGGCCAAGACAAACAAGACCAAAGAGCUGGAACUCAACUGGGCGAUUGCGUCGAAUGACCUCAACCACAAGAUGAGGCAGUUGAGGACGUUCCUAACCAAGGGUUACAAGGUUGAGAUCUUGAUGGCCAAAAAGAAGGGAAGCAGGAUUGCUACAGCAGAUGAAGCGCAAGCUCUUGUUCAAGCAGUCAGAGACGUUGUGGAAGAGACCCGCGGCGCCAAGGAAUGGAAGGCCUCGGAGGGCCAGCCACUUAAGGUGAUGAGACUUUACUUGAGUGGAAAGGCUGGCCAGGCUCAGGCUGAGGAUGGCUCUGAGGCGUCUGCCGAGGGGCAGCCCGAGACCUCUGCAGAGGACCAGUCCGAGAUUUCGGCAGAAGCUUCAUCAGAGACUUCGCCUGAGGUCUCACCAGACGAGAAGCAAGCAGCCCCUGCCUCCUGA
Molecule: messenger RNA, 741 nt
Organism: Colletotrichum chrysophilum
Lineage: Eukaryota; Fungi; Ascomycota; Sordariomycetes; Glomerellales; Glomerellaceae
Exons: 1
Coding region: 1-741 (246 amino acids)
Biological process (GO): mitochondrial translational initiation; ribosome disassembly
Cellular component (GO): mitochondrion
Molecular function (GO): translation initiation factor activity; ribosome binding
Source: RefSeq, a predicted model, not a curated record